AUGUUGAGGUUAAUUGCUGUUCGAGGAGGUCUCGGCCUGCUGGCUGUCAGGAGGACAUGUUUUCUCUCCAGAUCAGCCCACUCUGCCCCGAAGAACGAGUACCGACCAAUCAAGAAAGUCAUGGUGGCCAACAGAGGUGAGAUAGCCAUCAGAGUGUUCAGAGCCUGCACUGAGUUGGGGAUUCGCACUGUGGCUGUUUAUUCUGAGCAGGACACUGGACAGAUGCACAGGCAGAAGGCAGAUGAGGCCUACCUGAUUGGUAAAGGCCUGCCGCCUGUUGCCGCAUACCUGCACAUCCCAGACAUCAUCAAAGUGGCCAAGGAUAACAACGUGGAUGCCAUUCACCCUGGUUAUGGUUUCCUCUCUGAGCGGUCAGACUUUGCUCAGGCAUGUUCAGAUGCAGGAGUGAUGUUCGUAGGACCGACCCCAGAGACGGUCCGCAAGAUGGGAGACAAAGUGGAGGCUCGAUCCCUGGCAAUAAGUGCAGGUGUGCCUGUUGUCCCAGGAACAGAUUCCCCCAUUUCCUGUCUGCAGGAGGCACAAGCAUUUGCUCAGACAUACGGCUUUCCAAUCAUCUUCAAAGCAGCCUAUGGAGGAGGUGGUCGAGGCAUGAGGGUGGUCAGAGAGUAUGAGGAACUUGAGGAGAAUUACCAGCGGGCCUACUCUGAGGCCCUGACAGCUUUUGGGAACGGAGCCCUGUUUGUUGAGAAGUUUAUUGAAAAGCCAAGACACAUUGAAGUGCAGAUCCUUGGUGAUAAAUAUGGUAAUGUCAUCCAUCUCUACGAGAGGGAUUGCUCCAUUCAGCGGAGACACCAAAAGGUUGUGGAGAUUGCCCCUGCCUUCCAGCUGGACCCCCACCUGAGAGACAGACUUCACUCUGAUGCCGUCAACUUGGCCAAACAGGUAUAG
Menidia menidia (Atlantic silverside) is the source of this 909-nucleotide messenger RNA. The record is from the annotation of a GenBank genome assembly. NCBI's taxonomy places the organism in Eukaryota, Metazoa, Chordata, Actinopteri, Atheriniformes, Atherinopsidae.